This is a messenger RNA of Caenorhabditis auriculariae, 4859 nucleotides long. NCBI's taxonomy places the organism in Eukaryota, Metazoa, Nematoda, Chromadorea, Rhabditida, Rhabditidae. The record is from the annotation of a GenBank genome assembly.
AUGCUGGCCUCUGCUCGCUGCGCUUCCCAGAGAUCCUUCUCGGCUUCUGCAUCAGCCAAGAACCGUGUAAGUUCAUCCAACUUUUGACCUUUAUACCUUUUUUUUUUUGAAUAUUCUUGAGUAGAAGAAAAGUGUCAAUUUCAGGAAGCUUUCAUCGUUGGCGCAGCCCGCACGCCGAUGGGAUCUUUCAGGUCGUCUUUGGCGACGGUAACCGCGCCGCAACUCGCCACAGCCGCCAUUACCGCGGCUUUGGAACGCAGUGGAACCAAGGCUAGCGCUGUCCAAGAGGUAACUUGAGCGUUUUCUGAAAGUUGUUGUUGGUUUCAAGAGAGGGAGGGCUUUGAGACUAAAAAUAAUCGAUUUUUUGGGUUUUUUUAUAAAUUUGUUCUUAGUGAAGCUGAAACAAAAUGAGCAAUUUUUUAGACUUCAAAAUUUGAGAAUUGAAAAAAUCUCCCCUCAAGUUAUAUAAUUCAGAUUUUCCUCGGCCAAGUUUGCCAGGCCAACGUUGGACAAUCGCCCGCUCGGCAGGCUGCUUUGGCUGCAGGUGAAAAGACAAAAUCAUUUUUUUAAUUUACCCUGUUUUCAGGCCUGGAUUUGUCGGUGACGGUUACCACGGUGAACAAAGUUUGCUCCUCCGGUCUGAAGGCUAUUAUGCUCGCGGCGCAGCAAAUUCAAACAGGCCAUCAGGAUGUGGGUUAUUGGAGAUAUAUUAAUGCUUUUAUUUUUUUUAAAUCAUGCUUUUGGUCCUCCACGGGUUUUCUUUCAAAUCUGAUUUCUAGUGCGUGUUUUCAUAUAUCCUCUAUUGAGGUAUUAGAGAACAGAAUAGGAAAUCAAAUCUUGAGUAGAGCGAUUUUUGAAAAGCUUACAACUGAAGUAGAUCUUCGCAUAGGAAUAAAACGUAACUUUACUGGAAAAACAUUCGAAAUUCUUGAGGGAAUAAUCCGACGUUACCAACAUGUUCGAUUUUCAGCAUGAAAGUAUAACCAUUCGAUCCGUCUCGUCGAGAUACGUACGAAUAUCAUAAAAUUAUUUGGCGCUAGUAAGAAGAAAUAACUUUAUGGUGUGCAACAACCAGAAAAAAAUUUCAAAAAUUUCGCUGUAUUUUUCGACGCUGAUUCAGUUCAACUAUCGCUACUACGCCAUGAGAAGAAAAAAUCUUUUAAAAUAGGAAAAAAUUUGAAAAUUAUUCGAAAAAAAACAAUGCAAAAAAGAAAAAAAAAAAUGAGAAAUCACAGUAAAAAUAAGCGACCGCGUCGAAGCCCGCGCUUACGCACACUAUGCUCCUUUAAUAUUUUUUCUUUCUUUUGUUUUUGGGAAAUACAUUUUACAGAUUUUUUCGCUACGCGUAUCAAGUUUGCAAAUCUACCUGAUAGUGUUUUAGUGUCCACGUUUUGAAACUUCAUGCUUUUUAUGUCAAGUUUUUCAUUUAUUUGACGAAUUGUUCGCUGUGGCUCAGUUUUUUCGAAGCGAUCCACAGUCGGCUUCGCGCUAUGCGCGCUCCGCCUCCGUGUGAAAGCCUAUUUUCUUAAGUAAUAAGCCUAUUUUCUUAAGUAAUUCAUUAAAAGAAAAAGCAAAAACUUCUAUUCCUCAGAAUAAUUACCUGAUUGAAAACUAAUAAAGUUCAUCUUAAAAUUUUUCUUAGUGGUCAGCGCCGAAUAAUUUUAUGAUAUUCGUACGUAUCUCGACGAGACGGAUCGAAUGGUUAUACUUUUAUGCUGAAAAUCAAACAUGUUGGUAACGUCGGAUUAUACCUUCUUGAGGUGUAAUGGCUUUUCUAGUUUUGGGGCUAUAGUUAACGACCUUAAUUCAUGUUGAAUUUGGGCUUCAAAAAUUCAUAUAUCUUAAAUUAAUGGGAAUAUAGCGACUAUGAAAACAUAUUAGCUUUCAGAAAAUUUCUGAGCAAAUUUGAAAAAUUCCACUUUGGACCUUCAAAAGAUCUUUGUUCAACUUUUAACUUAUUUUUAAACACAAUGAAAAUGAUUUUAAAGGUGACGAUCGGCGGUGGAAUGGAGAGCAUGUCGCAAGUGCCGUUUUACGUGCCCCGCGGAGAUAUUCCGUACGGCGGCGUUCAGAUGAUCGACGGAAUCGUCAAGGACGGCCUCACCGACGCCUACGACCGCGUUCACAUGGGAACCUGUGGCGAGAAAACGUCGCGCGAGCUUGGAAUCAGCCGCGAGGACCAGGACCAGUACGCCAUCUCCAGCUACAAGAAGGCCGCCCAAGCCUGGAAGGUCUCUGGCUUUUUGAACUGGAUAAAAAGAGAUAGUGCCUGGUUGGUGGAGAGCCCAGACAGAUCACGCCUCUUUGCGUCCCAAGCUAUCCGUGAAUCGACUGCACCUCGGGAACAAUUUACCCCUUUUUUCAACACAUUUUUUUGUUUUCAUAUUGAUCUCCAAAAAAAGUCAUGAAGAUAAUAAAUUUUUUCAUCUUUCAGGAUGGAAAUCUCGGUCCUGAAGUCGUUCCGGUCAACGUAAAAUCGAAAAAAGGCGUUACGGUGGUCGACAAAGACGAAGAGUUCUCCAAAGUCAACUUCGACAAGUUCACCUCGUUGAAAUCCGUUUUCCAAAAAGGUAUACUUGCUUAAUUGAAGUUAGGACUAUGGACUUAAAGAAAAUAGUUUCUGCAGGUUGACAUCAGAAAUAUAAGGUGGAACGAGUGUUAAGAAAAUAAAUUUCGCGAAAAGCCCUCAAAAUUCAACCAAAAGUCCUUUUUGAAGACGGCACCAUCACGGCUGCAAACGCCUCGACGCUGAACGACGGCGCGGCCGCCGUGAUCGUCGUAUCGGCGGACGCCGUCAAGUCGCACAACCUGAAGCCGUUGGCUCGGAUUCUGUCUUUCGGCGACGCCGCAACGCAUCCUCUCGACUUCGCAAUCGCUCCCACUCUGAUGUUCCCCAAGGUAUGAGUUUAUCAUGGACAGGAAGACGCUUUCGGUUUGCAUUUCUUGUAUUGCUACAUUGAAGGGUUUUUUUUUGCUUUUUAAGAUUCAAUAGACUUUUUCGGAGAAGGAAAAGAAUCAUGGUAUAAAAAUGUAUGACCCAUGGAAAUCCCGCACUUACUUUUAGCUACGAGAAAGUCUCUUGAUUUUGAAGGGUUUUUUUUUGCUUUUUAAACGUGUUUUUUGAUAGGUACUGAGAGAGCCUAAUAAGAGUAGACUUUUUUAUAUAUUUAAUCCACCUUCUAAUUUUUAUGCGAUAAAUUUCGAACAAAUUGAGACGGCUUCGCUUCGAAAUUCCGUACUGUUUUUCAAGUCCUUCAAAACUGAUUAUAUCUCGAAUUGAUGUUUUUGGAGUCACCAGUGUUUUUUGGUUGAUUAUUCGAAUUGGAUGAUAAGGAUAAGCCCUAAUUUUCGAUUUUCGAAUCUUCCGCAGUCAAAAAUAUCUCUAUUUAUUUAAAUUUUCGUUAUUUUCCUCUGUAGGACUCUUCAAAAGAAGUAAAUUUAUUCACAAUUUCCGCCGAUACAAACAUCGAAGGAAAUAGGGAAUUUCUCAAGGUCUUUUUCUACUAGUAAUGCUCACCAGAAAGUCAGGAGGUUUUUUAUUUCAGCUUCUGGAACGGGCCGGUGUCACCAAGGACGAAAUCGCUCAGUGGGAGGUCAACGAAGCCUUCUCCUGCGUUCCUCUCGCCUUCAUCAAGAAGGUUUGAAAUAACCAAUAUUUUUCCAAGGAAGCUCAAAAUUCAGAUGGGAGUUGAUCCGGCGUUGGUCAAUCCUCACGGAGGAGCCGUUUCUCUCGGACAUCCCAUUGGGUUCGUUUCUUUUUCUUUCCGAUAUGUGGGGUUUCAGUAAAAUACCAGCUGAGCGUCGAAUGAAGACGUCAAAAAGCCACUUUAUUGGAAUUUUUUUAAUAUUCAAGGCUUAAUAAUUUUUCUAAAGCUUUCUACUUCGAGUAAAAAGCGCAGAAGGGAUAUGCCGUAACGGAAUUUUGUUUAUAUUGAAAAAAAGUGUGUAUUUAGAACAUUCUGAGCUGUAAUUUUUCUUCUAAAAAAAUAAAUUUUUUUCAUAAAUAAUAAUUCAAUUUCUUGUCUUGCCCGACGUCUACCCCAUUAUUAACACAAACAGCUCAAGAACAUUGAUGUUCUCAAAAAAACCUACUUAGUUUUUUGUGUCUUACAUAAUUCAUGUGUUUUUUUCUUCAAGUUCAAUAGAUAAUUCAAUCAAUUUCCAUUCUUUUUUUCCCAAAAAAAAAACGUUGUUUCACGCCUAAGAAAAAGAUUAUUUUGUUUUCGCUUUGCGCAUCACUGUUAGAAAUUGUUGCUCGCUGAUAAGUGUCUUGUAGUCGUGUACUUUGCAAUCUUUGAUGGUAUACUUUGGUCUCGUUCAGCCUUUAUCAGCAUUUUUUUCCAUUGCGAUAUCAUGUUUUUUUCUCAUGCUUUUUUUGCGGUUUUUCAGAGCGUAGUCUCUUUAAAAAAAAAGAAAAAGAAUCUUUUUUGUUUUCUCUGAACCUUCUCUGAAGACUGAAUAACAGUUUCAAAGUUUCACAAGUUUUUUUUAAUUUCAGAUUUACGGCGAAAGAUUAUUUGAAAUGAGAGUAUUAUCAACAACAAAAAAAUCUGUUUAAAACCCGAUCAAAUAAUUGACUUCUUAUUUCCUUUUCAUAAUUCCAAAAACUUGAUUCCAGGAUUUGGAAAGUAGAAUUUCUGAACGAUAUUUUUGAAAAUCGGUCUCGCAAAAAUUUGAAAGAUAGCAAGAAUUCUUUCUAUUUUUCUUUAAUUCUCUCUGAAAAAAACGAAAAGUUCAGAAUGUCGGGAGCCCGACUGAUCACUCACCUGGUCCAUACUCUGAAGCCAGGCCAAAAAGGCUGCGCGGCCAUUUGCAACGGCGGCGGCGGCGCCAGCGGAAUGGUCAUCGAGAAACUUUAA